CGGCAGUGCGCUGUGUCCCUCGGACACAGCGGAUUACCAAUCUAUGGAAAUUUCCAGUGAAGAUUGUAGCCCCAGCAGUGCCACCUGUCAGUGUCCAUCAGUGCCAGCUCUCAGUGCUCAUCCAUGCCACCUGCCAGUGCCCAUGAGUGCCACAUCAAUGCCACAUAUCAGUGCCUACCAGUGCACAUCAAUGCCACAUAUCAGUGCCCAUCUGAGCUGCCUUUCAGUGUCACCCAUCAGUGCCGCCUAUCAGUGCCAGUCAGUCCGCCUAUCAGUGUGCAUCAAUGCCGCCUAUCAGUGCCCGUCAGUGCUGCCUAUCAGUGCCGCCUGACAGAGCCAGUCAGUGCCACCUAACAGUGCCAUCAGUGCCGCCUAUCAGUGCAGUCAGUGCCACCUAUCAGCGCCACCUAUCAGUGCUGCCUUUCAGUG
Molecule: messenger RNA, 429 nt
Organism: Staurois parvus
Lineage: Eukaryota; Metazoa; Chordata; Amphibia; Anura; Ranidae
Source: the annotation of a GenBank genome assembly